Diprion similis is the source of this 806-nucleotide messenger RNA. RefSeq lists its product as uncharacterized. The transcript is spliced from 2 exons. Lineage: Eukaryota; Metazoa; Arthropoda; Insecta; Hymenoptera; Diprionidae. The record is from RefSeq and is a predicted model, not a curated record. Bases 476 to 793 code for a protein of 105 amino acids.
UAUCUGCAACACAAAAAUCACGUCGUGCAAAACCAAAAUAGCUGAAAUAACUCUACAAUAAUCGUUGGAGUUGUAACAGUCUUUGAACUAUUCGGAACUAUUUCGCACCAGAGAGCCACUAGUGACUAACCGGUGCGAUGUACCGGACAAAAUGAUUUUAUUCUUACACUGUUCCUUUACCCGCGGGCUGAAUAGAGCUUCGUUUUUCCAAUAGACGACAAAAGAAGCCACAACCUAGAUACAGCCUCCAUCGACUCCACUCUGUGUACCAGUGGUCCGUAUUGGCACUAGCCAAAUGCCCGAACGAAAUACCCGUGACAAAUAAAAGCACCGGCCAACCAACCGCCCCAGAGACUUCGCAUGAUCGAUGAGGUGGAGGGAUAUCGAGUACCAUCCUGGAAUAAUAGUUGGUAUAACCAAGAAGCGUACUGCGUCCGUACGUAUUUGCGGAUGACACGUAUAACGCGACACUCCGAUGCGAAUAGGGGGAGUUACUGCGGACGGUAAUGGGUCUAUUAGGCUGUCUCAUUUAAUAACAACGAAUCCGGCUUCCCUCGCAUUGCAUUACUUACAUCGGGUGGCAUUAGAUAGGUCUACUAGAAGAGGGGGAGACCAAACCUCGGGUGAGAGGGGUUCGCGGACGAGAGCGCUGCGUCGAGAGGCCGUUUACCAUUUGAUUAGGCCUCAAACUCACUCCAGCUCUACGCACCUCGAGGGCGAGACAUCUGACAUCGGACAAUAUUACAUUUCCAUGCAUAUUAUCAACGCGAUUAAGUAUUCACUGCUGACAUAAAUGAACCUAAAAG